CUAGGACCACGAAGAAGAGCGCUGGUCUGAUUUUACAACAGGCAGAAGGGAGGCUUCACUGCGGCUGCAACUUGAUCAAAGUUCCUGCCAACUACGUUUGUUCCUGCAAAGGGAAACUCUACAGGUAACUUCCCGAUGAAGAGGGAAGUCGUUGGGCAGUGAGCGGUGAAAAGCAGUUUGUCCUGCCGGUAUGUGUUCCAGUCCAAGUAUAUGUGGGGCCAACAAUCGUUCCAACAGAGCCACCUCUGGAUCCAGAGGAUCAGGUGCCCACUAUGCCCUGUGUGCCCUGGGAGUGGGACUCGUUGCCCUUGGGACUGUCAUGAUAGUUUGGACUGUAAUACCCAACGAUGCUCUCUCAGGCAACUCCACUUCUUCAAACAACAACGGACAGAACAAAGGCCAAAUACAAUCCUCAUCAGUGGCAAUGAUGCUAGUCGGAGUGGGGAUAGUCAUUCUGCUGUUGUCUAUUUGCCUGGGUGUGAGGAGUAAGAUGAGAGCUCAAAACCAAAGUAACCAGACACAGGGAGUCCCCCUUGUGGACCACAUUCCAGGAGAAGAACCACCGACUGUCGACCCAGAGGCUUAUAACGUGCCCAGCUAUGAGGAGGUUGUUGGCAGCGGCAAUUACCCCGUCCGGCAGAGCAACCUAAGGCAGAGCACCUCACAGCUACCGUCCUAUGAAGACAUCAUCGGGGCUGUAGAAAAUGAGGGAUCACAACCCACUAGAAACUCCACACAGAACAGCCCUGUGGAUGACCAAACACCAGCUGCUGCUCAGCCCAAUGCUGAGCCCUCCAGCCUCACAUCACAGCACAGCCUGCCAACACGCAGCGCCAGCCGGGCCAGCCGUCUACUGAAGCCUCUCAGAGUAAGGCGGAUAAAGUCGGACAAACUCCACCUAAAGGACUUCCGCCUCCAGAUCCGCACCCCCACACAGAACCCAGUGACCAUUGAACCCAUCACUCCGCCCCCACAGUACGAGAACAAGAUGCCUGAAUUGCAGUAAUAGCUCGUCCUUGUGGGUCUCCAAAUGGCCAAUAGCUGAUUAAAAUCUCUGAAAAUGUCUAAUGGUUUUAGAGAACUGGUGGCAAUAUUUCUGAGAGCCUGUAAGAGCACCAUGAAGUAGGUAGAUGUGCCAGUUGAGCAGGAUGAUGGAGGCAGACGCACUCCGGAUAUGAGAAUACUUCUGGUGGACCUCUUUAUCAAUGAAGCUUCAGAUUGGCUGAUCAAUUCUCUCAUCAUGCAUUAACGCAUCUGAGCAAUGAUAACCAUUUUUUGGUGUAAUUUAGUCAAAAAUAUAACAUUUCAGUUUAAUUUAUAAUUCUAAUAAAAUUACUUUCUUUAACAAUAACAUUUUGUUUUAGUGUGUAAAAUGAAAACCUAUGUUGCGGUGCAGAGGGAAAAAUGGGAAAUUAAAUACCAAGCAGAUAUUUAAAUUGUUGGGUUUGAGAUUUACAAACUGUGACAAAAUAAAAGUGAAGAUGCAGAUUUAGUUUGCUUUACAAUGACUUUUGAACUCGUUUUCUAAAGGAAGUUAGUUUAAAUUUUGUCGUUCAUAUAGACACUAAGAGAAAAAAAUUGUUUUAAACUACUUAACUUAUGGGUGUUGUUGAGAUAUUUACUUUGUCUUUUAGGAAUGGUAAAUUUUAAUGUAUCUGUAAAUAUAUUUAAAUAUUUUAAAAUGGUGGUGAAUAAAUUUUUUUCAUUUUGUUCCUUUAGGUUAUGCUGUAAGUUUGUGUUGCAGAAUUUAACUGACGAUGUGUGAUGAUUCCUUUUUUAUGCACAAAUAUUGUACUUACUGUAGAUGAUUUUUUAUAAUUUGCUGUAGAGUAAGAGCUGUAUUUACGUCUAAAUGAGAAAUUCUGUUUAAACUAAGGGUAGUAAAAUUAACUUUCAAAGUUUGGGAUUUUCGUCCCUCAAAUUAUUUUACUGUUUUCGGUUUUCUUCACUCCUGAGAUUAUGAGUUACUUUACCGCCCUCUAGUGGUCAAAUGUUAGUUGAGGAAAUGUGUACAGCUGCAUCUAAUUUUUGUAAUUUAAUAUUACUGUUAUAUAAAACUUUUGGGGUUAAUUUGUGUUUUUUUUUUUUUUUUUCAUCAUUGACAUUCCUUUAAAAGGUUGAAAGGUUUUUUUUUUUUUAACAGAUAAGUCAUCCAAUAUUUGUUUGGUUUUCCGAUCUUGCUUAAGAGCGACUUGAUCCAUAGAAUUGCUAUUUUGUUACAUUGGUGCAUAAUUAAAUACGGUUUUAAUAAAUAUUUUUUUACAGAA
This is a messenger RNA of Girardinichthys multiradiatus, 2267 nucleotides long. RefSeq names its product transmembrane protein 51b (gene tmem51b). The transcript is spliced from 5 exons. NCBI's taxonomy places the organism in Eukaryota, Metazoa, Chordata, Actinopteri, Cyprinodontiformes, Goodeidae. The record is from RefSeq and is a predicted model, not a curated record. Bases 191 to 1006 code for a protein of 271 amino acids.